Messenger RNA from Rotaria sordida, 2313 nucleotides. The record is from the annotation of a GenBank genome assembly. NCBI's taxonomy places the organism in Eukaryota, Metazoa, Rotifera, Eurotatoria, Philodinida, Philodinidae.
AUGGAUGAAAAUAUACUUCGUUCACGUCAAAAAGUAGCAAGUAAAAGUAGUGAUAAAACUUCCGAUCAAGAAGAAGAAAAGAUGUUAAUAAAAAAUCGAAAACAAAUUGCUGAAAAUUAUGAUUUUGGUGAUGUACAAAAAAUUCCAUCUAAUAUUGAAAAUAUUAUGGAGAAAAAUUUUUUGCGUAUAUUUAUUUGGGAAUUAUAUUUUGGAUAUAUUUUUUGGACAAUUUUUUUUGGUAUUGGUCCAAUGGUUAUGUUUUUUCCUAUGGUAAAAUUAGCUAUACAUGGUUAUGAAAUAUUAAUACUUAGUUUAGCAAGUCCAAUUAUACUUUGGCCGUCAUUAGUAAAUAAUAUUGCACAAAGUACUAUUGGAAAAUUAAUUACUCGUAUUAUAGUAAUUAUUAGUUUAUUAUCAUUUCAAUUAGAAGAUCCUCUAUUACGAUUAUUAAUACUUUCAUGGGGUACUUGCGCUGUUAUGAUUGAUCUUUGCACAAGUCUUAAUACACGAUAUUAUUCAUAUAGAUCAAUUGUUGUUUGGACAUUGACAAUUAGUUUUUUUUUCUUUCUUAGUCUUCGUAUUUGUUUUUUAAGCAUUAUGCCAGCAUGGUCAGGUGUUAUUGCAAAUUUAAUACAUUUUGUUAUUGGAGUUGGAGCAAUCAUUGAUCAAUUUGGAAGAGACAAUAUUAUGUGGCAAUUACUUCCAUCAAUAUCAUUUGAUUUAUCUUCAACAAAAUCCACACUUGGAGUGAAUCCAUUACGUUCAGCAUCACGUGAAAAUAUUUUACAACCAAAUUGGUUAUUAGUUGGUAUUGGAUUUGGUAGUUUAUUAUUUAAUCUUCAAUGGGUAUUUGGUGAUCUAUCAGUUGUUAGUCGAUGGGCUUCGAAUGGUUAUCCAAAUCAAGCACUCGAUCCAAUACCUUAUGGUCUUCUCAUAUUGUUUGGUUUAUUUUGUGGUAUUGUAAUAAUCAAUCGUCUUAAUAUAGUAACAAAUCGAUGGUGGGCAUCGAUAGGUUUUCUCGGUUAUGGUUUGUUAUAUUUCAGUCGUGGAAAUACUUCAUUUAUGGGUGGUUUUGCUCUAAGUAUAUUUAUUGGUUCAAUACUUCUAUUAUUAUUUGAUAAAAUAGCUCGUGGUCUUUCGGCACAUAUUGUUUUUAUUGCUGCUUUUGUAUAUAUUAUUCAAGUUAUUUAUGCUGUUUGGACAAGUGCUUAUAAUUUUGUUCCAUUUGGUGGAACAUUAACACGAGAAACAUCUCAUAUUUUAGUAUUCUUUAAUUUUCUUGGCAUUUAUUUUGGAGUUUAUACUGCUAAACAUAAUUUAGGAACGUAUAUACGUGGUCAUAUUUCGUCAAUAAAUUUACCAAAUCGUCAAAUUUGGUCAGCAUUUGGUAUUGCCUUUCUAAUUGCAUGUGUUGGUACAUUUUCACGUUUUCUUGCUUUACCAUCAACAUCAUUACGCAAAGCAGAAGAUCCAACUUAUCUUACUGCUGCUGUUUGGACAGUUCAUUUUGGUUAUGAUAAUAAUGCUCGUCCAAGUCUUGAUCGUGCUGCAUCUGUACUUGCCGAUACGAAUGCGGAUGUCAUUGGUCUUCUUGAAACAGAUACAGCAAAACCAUUUUUUGGAAAUACUGAUUUAACAUCUUAUUUAGGAGAAAAAUUACAUAUGUUUACAGAUUUUGGUCCAUCAACAAAAGAUCAUACUUGGGGAUGUAUUAUUCUUUCGAAAUAUCCCAUUGUUCGAUCAGUACAUUAUUUAUUACCAUCACCAGAAGGUGAACUUGCUCCGGCUAUUCUUGCAACAAUUCAAACAGCAAGCAAAUUAAUUGAUAUAAUUAUUGUUCAUAUGGGUAAUGAUCGAGAUGAUUUAGAUAGAAAAUUACAGGCUGAAACAUUACGAGAUAUUAUGAAAAAUAGUACUCAUCCAUUGGUUUUUCUUGGUUAUGUAACAUCGCAACCGUUUAGUCGUGAUUAUCGAACGUUAACAUCAGCUGCAAAAGAUAUUGAUCCAACAGAUAGAGAUCGAUGGUGUGAAUAUAUUUUAUAUAAAAAUUUAAUUCGUGUUGGUUAUGCUCGAGUGACUCAUGCAGGUUUGACUGAUACGGAAAUUCAAAUGGCUAAAUUUAAAAUUCCAACAAGUGAAAAAUUUGAUGAUCAUCCAGUUUUAGUUACUGAUCCAUCGGUUGUUACUGAUCAAUCACUUCUUUUUAAUUCAAAAUUUGGAUCAUUCUACAGAGGACAUGGUUAUUUUAAUACUCAUCGUUUUCAUAUGGAUACACCAAAAUAUUUUCUUGCACGUGAACAUCAAACCAAUUAA